Molecule: messenger RNA, 2873 nt
Organism: Manduca sexta (tobacco hornworm)
Lineage: Eukaryota; Metazoa; Arthropoda; Insecta; Lepidoptera; Sphingidae
Product: coiled-coil domain-containing protein 38-like
Exons: 2
Coding region: 105-1565 (486 amino acids)
Source: RefSeq, a predicted model, not a curated record
UGGCAUGCAAAGCAAAGGACGGAAUUAUAAAACAUAGCUAUUGAAAUUAAAAGCAUAGAACGUAGUAUUAACGGAUACAUAAUUUUACAUAAGACUUAACCAAAAUGAAUAAGGCGGCUUCAAGAAAAAUCGAAACUCCAAAGUCGUUGCUCAUAAGGCGAGUACGGAACAGCAAAUUAUUGAAAAUACCAUCGGAUGCUCAGCAAUAUAUCAAGGAUUACGAUACACCGUAUACAGAGUUGAAUAUUAAAAAGCGGUCUUUUCCAGUACGGGAUAGAAAAUUGACCGAAGAAGACCCCCGGAAUCCGUUCGAUUUACCUAAACACUUACGACUUUUUGUAUUCACCGACCGUAAAAGGAAAUGUAAACCAGAACCUUUUAUCAUGAGCGAACCGCACACGAUAUGCGAUAUUGACAACACGUUUUACAAAGCCAUCGAAGGUCGGCCUCUAAGACCACCGGGUGACGUGAAAAUGUACAUGAAAAAUAUAAGAGACAUAACUCUUUACCGAGCUAACGCUGCUUAUUUGAUGGAUCAACUCAUACAAAUUGAAACCGAUUUAGUUGACGAAGGAGUUGAGUGUAAAAAAGUCAGCGAGUUGUUUGCGAAAUGUAAAAACAAUUUUGUACAGUUUGCCAAAGAAAGUUACGAAGUGGCAAAAAUUAUUCAGAUGAUGGCUGAAGAAAGGGGACAGUUCCUAGCGAAAGUGGCUGAUAAGUUGGAAUCUUAUUGUUUUGAAUAUGUUAAAGUGCGCAACCAAGUAUCUGCAACUGCUGCAAUUUUCGAGAUAUUAGCUAAAUAUAGAAGGUUUUUAAACUCAUUGAGCCCGGGCACAUGGCGAGAAAAGUAUGACAGAGAUUCUUCUGAAGAAAAGGUUUGUUUAGUUGCCCCUACCGACGAUGAAACAGCAUCUCCCGAGGAAUCCAUUGAUUUUUACAAACAAAGCUUGACAAAAAUUGAACAAAUUCAACCAGUGUUAUAUUUUAAACACCCAGAAGAGCUAAUGCUAGUAUAUGAAGAGCUUGGAGAGCAAUGUUUAAACUACAUGCAAGUUGAAGUUAUGGCAAGUCCUUUGCUAAAUGCAGUUAUAAAAAACAAGGAUGAUUUAAAAGCAGAAGUAAUGGCUGAAAUUGCAGAAGUAGUGGAAAUUGUAGAAUUAUACAAAUAUGAGGUGACAUUUGUAGAAGAAAAAGAGAAAGCGUAUGAGGAAGCGUUCUUUUCAUUACUUAUGAAUGAAUUUAAAGAAUUGUGCUCUUCUGAAGAUACUAUAAAAUUAUUCACAUAUAUACAGUAUGCCAAUAAACAGCUUUUUGGAGGUACCGAGGAUCCCAAAGACGAUAUAACAUCAAUCAUGCUGCAACUAGAAUUGCACUAUCUUGAGCUUACUUUAGGAUUAGAUAGUUUGGAUCAAACUAUCGUCAAGCAAGCGGUAAAUGAAUUCUUUGCUGAAGACAUUAAAAUAAUGAAGAGGGCUCAUAACGCGCAGAGGAGUAUGCGAGAAUGUGAUAUACUAAAGAAAGCCCUGUACACGAGCUUUGAACCGCCAAGAUCGAAGCGUAAAUAAAACAUAAAAGUGUUUUGGUAUUUCGCCAGUGGUAGAGAUAUUUAGUUUAUUAAAAUUCCUAGACGUAAGGUCUUUUAUGCGCGUUAUUACGUUGGCUAGACUUCCGCGCAUUCGGUUGCCUUGAGCGGAUUAUUUCAAAUGUAAUUAUCAUAAGUUAGGUCGCACACGGCUGAUUCCGAGUGUUCUGUUACGUUACUCGCGCACCCCGGGGACCAAACAUUUGCUUUCAUGAAUACCUUACCAUAACAGACGGUACUCAACCUACACCGUAAAAGCAACAAUGUAAAUUUAAUCUCAAUCUCAUUGUAAAUAACGCGCGUUUCGCAUUUCUGUCUAGUGGCUUUAUUAUUUUAAGAUGCUUGAGAGCCAUUUUUUAAUUUUUUCGCGAAAUUAUAAAUUUAAUUAAACUUACAACAAUAACUUCAAUAUGCUGUAAUUACAGCUUAGGUCUCCUACGUACGAAAAAUACGUUUUCAUUAUAAGCAAGGUAAACAUAUAAAAAUGAAUACCUACAAAAAUGAACCAAAUACGUCGAUUACGGAUCAUACGAAUGAAACCGAAUUUGGUAUAACUUGUUUAAUUUUUAAAAGCCGAUGAAUAUUUCAAUGAAAAUUGAAUAAUCUCGUUUCUGAUUACAGUUCGCGGCGGGUACAAAAAGUUCAUAUUGUGUCAAUUUAACUUCUAAUCACUUUUUAAAUACGUUAGGAGCUACGCGCGCCCGAUCAACGAAUAAAUUUGAAUGUAUUAACAAACUGAUUCGAAUACGCCUCGUCGCUGACAAUUCGAGGGGAACAAAUUGAUUUUAGCUUAAAUAUCCAUUCACUCAAAAAAUAAUAAUAGAACGUGUUAUAUUUCUAUAAACACUCUAUUUGCAAUUGCAAUUUAUAAUUAUUAAAAAACAAAUUUCUCCGCCACAGAGUUUUAGAUUAAGCACGAACUUAAACCGUUUAUAAAUAUUUCAAUAACACGAAUUCUUUCACGGCUGAGCGUUUAUAGAAAUUCGAUUUAUUGUUUAAACAAAAGUACGUCGAAAUGGCGGAGGUUUAAUGCAUGCAUUCCGCUGUUAUUAAAAUCGCUGAAGCGUCGGCUGCCGGGCCCGCCGUGGCCUAACAAAGGGAGCAGCCAUCCGUCGAUUGAUAAUUAAUAUUGUUUUAUUAUAAACCCGUGGAAGCUGUGUAUCUUGGAGCUGCGCCCUGCCUCUGAACAGAACCAUCCAGCCGUUCUAAUUCUGUAAUGCUAUUAAAUGUUUAGAUAAGUUUUAAUUAGGGAAUGUUUGAUUAUAAAAUUUGCGAUUAAACAUUCCCCGUU